CUCUCUCUCUCUCUCUCUCUCUCUCUUUUUUCUUUUUCUCUUUCUUUCUCUAUCAAACCACAUAUAUAUAUGCCAACAAUUCUUCAUAAAUUCUAUUCACAAGAAAGGCACCGUCCCCAUUUCUUUAGUAUCCAAAAAACUGCAGUUCUUGCAUCACUUUUUACCUGGAAAAACUAGAUCUGAACCUCGUCUCUUUCCCCUAACCCUAAUUCCUGAUAAGGGUUUCAACAACAUUUUUCUAGGGUUUCCUGGAGGUGAAGAUCCGCAGCUUUCAAAAGGAUUGUUGAUGAGGUCCGAUGGAGUGAAGUUUCCGGCAAGAACUCCGACGAACUCCAUUCUUUGUCCCAGCAAAAAAGUCGAUUGAAGAAGAAGACUAGCGUUUUUCGAGCAGCUUCAACGACAACGUAUAUACGAAUAGGUGAAGAUGUUUCAGCCAAACAUGUUCGAUAGCCACCACCACUUGCUCGACAUGGGGCAUAAUAAAACCCCGGAAAACGAAAUGGACCUUAUUCGAGACGAUGACUACGAAAGCAAAUCGGGAACCGAUAUUAUGGAGGCACCCUCUGGCGAUGAACAAGACCCUAACCAACGCCCUAACAAGAAGAAACGCUACCAUCGCCAUACUCAGCAUCAGAUUCAAGAAAUGGAAUCGUUUUUCAACGAAUGCCCUCACCCCGAUGACAAACAAAGGAAGGAGCUAGGUCGUCGGUUAGCAUUGGAGCCUUUGCAGGUGAAAUUUUGGUUUCAAAACAAACGUACGCAAAUGAAGGCCCAACAUGAACGCCAUGAGAAUACUCAGCUGAGGAACGAGAACGACAAGCUCCGUGCCGAAAAUAUACGGUACAAAGAAGCCCUAAGCAACGCCGCAUGUCCAAACUGUGGGGGGCCAGCUGCCAUUGGUGAAAUGUCGUUCGACGAGCAGCAUCUCAGGAUUGAAAACGUUCGUUUACGAGAAGAGAUUGAUAGGAUAUCUGGAAUAGCUGCGAAAUACGUGGGCAAGCCAAUGAUGACAUACCCUAAUCUUCCCACACGUUCGCUUGAUCUUGGAGUUGGGAACUACGGGCCUCAAACGGGCCUUUCUAGUGAGGUUUUUGGAGCUGCCGAUCUUCUUAGGUCGGUAACGGGCCCCACAGAUGCUGACAAGCCUAUGAUUAUCGAGCUUGCAGUUGCAGCUAUGGAGGAGUUGAUAAGAAUGGCUCAAAGUGGAGAGCCGUUGUGGAUUCCUAGCUCCGACAUUAACUGCGGUGAGCUCUUGUGUGAAGAGGAAUAUUCUCGGAUAUUCCCUCGUGGGAUCGGACCUAAGCCUUUGGGCUUGAAAUCGGAAGCCUCGCGCGAGUCGGCUGUUGUUAUUAUGAAUCAUGUCAACCUUGUCGAGAUUCUCAUGGAUGUGAAUCAAUGGACAAAUGUGUUUGCUAGCAUUGUUUCGAGAGCGGUGACUUUGGAGGUGUUGUCUACCGGUGUGGCUGGCAACUAUAAUGGCGCUCUACAAGUGAUGACUGCGGAGUUCCAAGUCCCGUCUCCUUUGGUCCCGACACGAGAAAACUACUACAUAAGAUAUUGCAAGCAGCACAGCGACGGAACAUGGGCGGUUGUCGAUGUUUCUUUGGACAACCUAAGACCUUCUUCGAUAUCGAGAUGUAGGAGACGCCCUUCCGGUUGUUUGAUUCAAGAAUUGCCUAAUGGCUACUCCAAGGUAACGUGGAUCGAACAUGUUGAGAUAGACGACAGAGCGGUGCACAGCAUAUACAAACCGCUAGUGAACUCGGGGCUCGCUUUCGGAGCAAAGCGUUGGGUGGCAACUUUGGACAGGCAAUGCGAACGCUUAGCGAGUUUAAUGGCUAAUAACAUUUCGGCGGGAGACGUUGGCGUGAUAUCAUCACCAGAAGGUAGAAAGAGUAUGCUGAAACUUGCUGAAAGAAUGGUGAUGAGCUUCUGCACUGGUGUCGGUGCUUCGACUGCCCAUACGUGGACGACCCUAUCCGGAAGUGGCGCGGACGAUGUUCGGGUCAUGACCCGGAAAAGCAUGGAUGACCCGGGUCGGCCACCUGGCAUUGUCCUUAGUGCUGCUACUUCUUUCUGGCUACCCGUUCCCCCCAAACGAGUCUUUGAUUUCCUCCGUGAUGAGAAUUCUAGAAGCGAGUGGGAUAUUCUGUCAAACGGGGGCCUAGUUCAAGAAAUGGCCCACAUUGCAAACGGCCGUGAUCCUGGGAACUCCGUUUCUUUACUGCGGGUCAACAGCGCAAAUUCGAGCCAGAGCAAUAUGCUGAUUCUGCAGGAGAGCAGCACCGAUUCGACGGGGUCGUAUGUGAUCUACGCGCCGGUGGAUAUAGUGGCAAUGAAUGUUGUCCUCAGCGGGGGCGACCCGGAUUACGUGGCACUGUUGCCGUCGGGUUUUGCAAUACUACCAGAUGGGCCCACUGAUCCGACGGUGGGGAUUAAUCCGGAGGUGGGAUCUGGUGGAUCGCUGCUCACCGUUGCAUUUCAGAUACUGGUUGAUUCCGUUCCAACGGCUAAGCUUUCUUUGGGUUCUGUUGCAACUGUUAAUAGCCUCAUCAAAUGCACUGUCGAGAGAAUCAAAGGCGCUGUCCUCUGUGACGUGGCCUGACCAAAUAAUAAAUUAAUCAUUUUCCAGAGGGAUUUGUUUACUGUAAGAAUUAAGAGAAGGGAAGAAGUCAAGAACGCACCUUGUGUAAUCCUGGUAUUGUGCAAAGGGUAAUAGGUUCGGGUAUUGACUCUGCACCGGUUAAGGAUUAAAGUAAACAAAAACCCUUGUUUAAUUAAUUAAUUAAUUGUAUGCAUUGUGCACUUUUCUUAAUUAGGGCUAAUUAAUGUUGUGUUUUGAAGGAGGUUGGUUAAUUUAAUUAGUUUAAUUAAAGUUUGUAGACCAUGUAUUAUCCUCAAUCUUGGUUUCUUUAAUUUUCCGACCACAUUUUGCCUCACUUGAUUUAUUCUAUAAUAUUGUUUAAUUA
This is a messenger RNA of Erythranthe guttata (spotted monkey flower), 2969 nucleotides long. NCBI's taxonomy places the organism in Eukaryota, Viridiplantae, Streptophyta, Magnoliopsida, Lamiales, Phrymaceae. The record is from RefSeq and is a predicted model, not a curated record.